CAUUUUGCAUUACAUUAUAAAUCCAUGAGCUUUGCAACUUUUCGCUUUUUUUAUGGGGUUAUUCAUGGUAUGGUUUUUUUAAUAUUUUUUUAUUUAGUUUUGGUUUUUUUCGUUAGGUUUUUUAAAAAAUUAUUUUUAUCUCAAUCUCAUAUCACAAACAUUAAGUUAACCGAGCUAAUCUGAGUUAAAAUUUCUUUUUUGAUAUGUUUUUUGAAAAUUAUCUUCUAUUUAUUUUCGUGACUUUGCAUUGGAUUAUUUGGCAUAGAACUUUACAUUUCGAACUCUGAGCUGAUUGUUCUGAUACUAAAAUUAACUAUGAACUACCACAAAGAGACGGAAAAAAGAGCAUGGAAAGUCAACUAGAAAAUAUUCGAUCCAGAUUUAUUACCUCCAAUUUUCCCGGCUGCAUGCAUGCUUAUGGUUCACGUCUAAGGAUUUUUAAAAGCCAACUGGUGCUUAUUCUCCACCUAUAAAACGCCUGACCAGCCACUUCUCUAUUUCGUACCACCGCCUCUCACAUUCUUUCUUAAACCUCGAUCACGGUCCUUAUAGUAUCUCUAAAACAUUCUACAGUUUUAGAUAUAUGGCUUCAGGAGCACUAGCCUCCAAUGCCCUUCUCCUCUCCCUCUACAUCUUAUUUUUGGCUUUGCUGAGCUCCGCUGAGUAUUGCCCACCAUCACCACCCAAGGUCAAGUCACCGCCUCCACCACCACCCAAGGCCAAGUCACCACCUCCACCACCCAAGGUCAAGUCACCACCUCCACCACCACCCAAGGUCAAGUCACCUCCACCACCCAAGGUCAAGUCACCACCUCCACCACCCAAGGUCAAGUCACCACCUCCACCACCACCCAAGGUCAAGUCACCUCCACCACCCAAGGUCAAGUCACCACCUCCACCACCCAAGGUCAAGUCACCUCCACCACCCAAGGUCAAGUCACCACCUCCACCCAAGGUCAAGUCACCACCCCCACCACCCAAGGUCAAGUCACCACCCCCACCGCCACCAAUGGUCAUGUCACCACCACCACCAAUUGUCAAGUCACCACCGCCACCAAUGGUCAUGUCACCGCCACCACCAAUUGUCAAGUCACCGCCACCACCAAUGGCCAAGUCACCACCACCACCAAUUGACAAUUCACCGCCACCACCACCAAUGUUCAAGUCACCACCACCACCACCUCCAUCACUACCAAAAGGCACUUGCCCUAGAGAUACCUUGAAGUUGCAAGCAUGCGCAAAUGUGCUGAAUUUGUUGAAAAUCUUUGUUGGUGAAAAAGAAAAGGCCAAAUGCUGCAGCCUCAUUGAUGGUCUUGUUGAUCUUGAUGCUGCUGUUUGCCUUUGCACUCGAAUCAAAGUUGAUCUCCUGGGCCUUAUUAAGUUAGACGUUCCUGUUGCCGUGGAGUUGUUGCUCAACGAAUGCGAUAGGAAGGUCGCGGAAGAUUUCAAGUGUCCGCCCUCCUAAGUCCUUCAGUUUAAUAAAUUGCCGCGUAUAAUUUAGCUUUCCUUGCUAUCUAUCCCCACCUCAUUUUAUUGUUCUUUGGACUUUAGUAGCAAGGCUUUUGCUGGCUCGUGCCUUAAACAUUGUUAUGUCAAAAACGCUGUAAUUUGCGAUUAGUGUAGUGACUAGCUUGAAAGGCUCCUUUUGCCCUUUCUUCCUAGCUCGUAAUCUAUUUCUAAUAUUAUGCUGCAAUAAUACGAAGUUUGAUUUAUGUUCU
Molecule: messenger RNA, 1718 nt
Organism: Populus trichocarpa (black cottonwood)
Lineage: Eukaryota; Viridiplantae; Streptophyta; Magnoliopsida; Malpighiales; Salicaceae
Product: extensin
Exons: 1
Coding region: 584-1465 (293 amino acids)
Source: RefSeq, a predicted model, not a curated record